Molecule: messenger RNA, 335 nt
Organism: Staurois parvus
Lineage: Eukaryota; Metazoa; Chordata; Amphibia; Anura; Ranidae
Source: the annotation of a GenBank genome assembly
ACUGCAGACACAGUACAGGGAUGACCAGAGACUGCGGACACAGUACAGGGAUGACCAGAGACUGCGGACAGUACAGGGAUGACCAGAGACUGCAGACACAGUACAGGGAUGACCAGAGACUGCAGACACAGUACAGGGAUGACCAGAGACUGCGGACACAGUACAGGGAUGACCAGAGACUGCGGACAGUACAGGGAUGACCAGAGACUGCGGACAGUACAGGGAUGACCAGAGACUGCGGACACAGUACAGGGAUGACCAGAGACUGCGGACAACAGUACAGGGAUGACCAGAGACUGCGGACACAGUACAGGGAUGACCAGAGACUGCGGACA